GCACUGGUGGCGGGGUUGCGCGUGAGCCGCACUUUAGAUAUUUAUAACCUCGUUUUCUCUAAAUCUUAAGUGUUAAAUAAACUUACAGUGUAAUCGUAAUUUUAAUAAGCAUCCCCACAGACAUUUGCACCACAGAUAGCAUUUUCAAAAAGUAGGACAUACUAAUUAUAAGAAAGAUAAUUAUUAAAUAUAUAAAUGCAAGCGCAAAUCAGCGUGCACUUCUGCAGAAGAAGUACGGUAGUGAUAUGGCGCCCAAAAAGCCGUUUAAGUCCAACAUGAAGAGUAUGGAAAGAGAACUGUUGUGCCCAGUCUGCAAGGAGAUUGUGAAACAACCUAUUGUUCUUCCUUGCCUUCACAAUGUCUGCCUUCUUUGCGCCAGUGAAGUGUUGGUGCAACAUGGAUAUCAAGUGCCAGACCCUGUUAUCUCUGAGCCUUCAUCGCCUGCCACUUCCCCCAACACUCGCAGUCCAAGACAAGGGCGCAGGCCACUUCCAAGAACUGAAAGACUUGACCGAGUUGUUAGAUCAGGUUAUGGCACAUAUCCUGGUCGCAGACGCAGAGAAGGCCCACCUCCAUCUGUACUGUUCCCAUGCCCUUUAUGUCAGCACGAUAUUGAUUUGGGAGAACGUGGUCUGAUGGACUGCUUACGCAAUCUGACUUUGGAACGAAUUGUAGAACGAUAUCGCCACACAAUCAGCCUUGGGUCCCCUGCACUGAUGUGUCAGUUUUGCAAGCCACCUACAUCACAAGAAGCCACCAAAGGAUGCAUCGACUGUCGGGCUAGUUUCUGCAAUGAAUGCUUUAAAUUGUACCAUCCAUGGGGAACCCCAAGGGCACAGCAUGAGUAUGGCGGGCCCACUGUUUCAUUCAGGCCUAAGGUACUGAUGUGCCCUGAGCAUGACCAGGAAAAGGUCUCAUUCUACUGCAAGACGUGUCAGAAGCUCGUCUGCCCGCUUUGUAAACUGCGUCGAAUUCACGCUGGGCACAAAAUCUCCCCUGUUGCUAAUGCAUAUCAAGCACUCAAGGACAAGCUGACAAAAGGAAUCAGCUACAUCCUUGCCAACCAAGAGACAAUUCAGUUGCAGAUUAAACAAUUGGAGGAUCUUGUCAAACAGAAUGAGAUGAACAGCACCACAGCAAAGGAUGAGGCUGCUCGUGCUUUUCAGGAACUAAGUGCUGCUCUUGAGGAGAGGCAAGCCAUGGUUUUUCAAUCUCUAGAAGAAUCACGACACAGAAAAACAGACACUCUUUCCAGUCAGAUCACAGAGCGUCAAUCACUGCUGGAGAAUGCUGGCCUAGUGGCUUUCACUCAGGAGGUUCUGAAGGAGACAGAUCAUUCUUGUUUUGUUCAAAUAGCAAAGCAAAUACACAACAGGAUGUUAAAAGCUACAGAAUCUCUUCAGAACUUCUCUCCUGCAGCAGAUCCUUCCUUUAGGCACUUCCAGCUGGACAUCAGUCAGGAACUAAAGCUUCUAAGCAAUUUAAGCUUCAUCAAGUCUCCAUUAGCACCAGUGAUAGACACCCAACGUACAAUGGCUUAUGAUCAGCUCUUCUUGUGUUGGCGCCUGCCUGUUGACUCUGCUCCAGCCUGGCACUUCACUGUGGAGUUCCGGCGCACUGAGAUUCGUGGAGGAAAAGUUCCUCGUCUGUGGCAUCGUCUAGAGGAAGUGACGGGCACCAGUGCUGUAAUCGAUAGGCUGGAAGUAGACAGCGUAUAUGUGCUUAGAGUGAAAGGGUUUAACAAGGCUGGAUUUGGAGAAUACAGUGAGGAGAUCUACCUGCAUACUCCACCAGCUCCAGUGUUGAACUUCUUUUUGGAUGGCCGCUGGGGUUUUCAUCGAGACCGACUGAUCCUCAACAAGGACCAACGAGCAGUGCGCAGUGUUCCUGGAAUCCCGUUGCUGCAGGCAGCAGAGCGCGCCCUCACUUCUUGCCACUUAACCUCUGACCUCCUCAUUGGGGAUGUAGCAGUUACACAGGGUCGUCACUACUGGGCGUGCUCUGUGGACCCAGGCUCUUAUUUGGUGAAAGUAGGUGUUGGCCUGGAAUCACGGCUGCAAGAGUGGUUUCACAUGCCCCAAGAUGUCACCAGCCCACGGUAUGACCCAGACAGUGGCCAUGACAGUGGAGCUGAAGAUGCCACCAUGGACACUCCACCACCUUUCUCUUUUCUCACAGUAGGGAUGGGUAAAGUACUUUUACCACAAGGUAGUAACUCAGCCAGCAAUGCAACAAGUCCAAGUGCUGGAUUACAGCAUACAAGGGACCACACGACUCACUCUUCCCCCAGCUUGACCGUCCCGUUGCCUCCUCGUCUGGGAGUGUGUUUAGACUUUGAAAAGGGCCGUGUUUCCUUCUACGAUGCUGUAUCUCUGAGGCCCUUAUGGGAGGGCCCAGUGGAUUGCUCAGCCCCAGUGUGCCCUGCCUUUUGCUUCAUUGGGGGAGGAGCUCUACAGGUACAAGAGCUAGUAGCCAAUCGAAUCCCAGAUCAACAGCCCAGACGUGUUACAAUUCAGUCACGAGUGAACUGAUUUAAUGUUCAAAUGUGUCAUCCAGCAGUAAUUAUAAAAGCUAUUAGAGAGAAGCAGACUGACUGACUCAAUGCUCAGAUGAAAUCGUCAUGGCCACAGCAGCCCAAAUAUCUGUAGGAGCAGUAAUUUGUGAUUAUUAUUAAAUAACAAAUGAAAUACGAAUACUUGUAAGGCACAGAUCAUAUGGAUAAUCAGGUCUAAUCUUCAUAUAUGAGAUUGGCAGUAACACACCACCAAAGUAAAAGGCUGGUUGUGGAUUUGUAGCAUUUUUUUCUAUAUUAGAUUUUUUUUCUUUUGUAUAGUGAUGGCAAUUGAGAACAGCAGAUAACAAUCACAAGUGUUUAAAAUAACGCAUUAAGACGUACUCCUCGGGCUGUGUUGUGAAUUGCCAUUGUCAGCUCACUGGCUGGUAGCUCACAUAUCAUUUCUGUCGAAGGUCUGAAUGAGCAGCUUGCAUUGUUUGUGGUCACUUGUGCAGAUGCAAAUGCAAAUUUAAAAUAAGUUGUCAGUGAAACAAAAGGAAAGACUUCGGGGCUCAUCAGUCAAAUCUGAACACCAUCCAUGCUGAAAUUCUUCUGUCACAAACACAAUUUUGAUUGUAUGAUAAAACUGACUCCUACAAAUAUUCCUGACUUUGCGUACAGUGGGAAAUGAAUGCUCCUUCUUACUGAAAAAGCUGUAGGCAUCAGUUUAAAUAAACACUCCUACUGUCACAGGGUAUACCAUUAUAGGGCUACACUCCCAUACUACGUACAAUCCGAUCAAACCUACAGACCAGACAGAAAGUAAAAACCACAAAAUUAAGAAACAUAACAGUAGAUAAUGUAAAUAUUUUGCUAUUUUGUACAGUUGCUGAUGAUGCUCCAAAGAACCACAUAGCACAGCCGUUAAUUAAUGCCUUUGUAGUCAUACUCAUUAUGAAGGCACUGUAUUACAUACAACUUAUUUAUUGCUAUACUCUAGCGGUUUCAUUUAUUUAUUUUUAUGAAUGAAUAGAAAGUCAUGGCUUUUCUGGAACCUACAAAAACAGUUUUCUAAAAUGGAUUUAGAUGGGAUUUGACUUUGAGCAUCUUUAAAAGCUUACAGAAAUAGCAACAGUACUUUAUUGUUAAUCCACUGCACAACUAAUACUAAAAGACAAAAACAAUCUGACUAUUAAGAGAACUUCAAACUCAGACUCUUGUUUUAUUUUUUCUUAUUCCUUCGAUUGUCUUUUAUGGUGAGAGCCACACUGACUAGGGUAUUUUCUAGCAGUGGGUUUUCAAUAAUAGUGCCUUCAGGUUGGAGUUAUAAAUUAACUGUUUGAAGAUGUAUGUGUGUUCAUCAGUAUCAGAUGUCAUGUAUUACUAAGUGAACAAACGGUUUACCCUCCAGUCAUUUUAAUGAGGGCUGCAGGUGCAACAUGGCAGCUUAGGAAGUUAGCAUAAACCCCAAGGUACUUCUGAGAAUUUAGAGAUACUUCCAGGGCUGCCAAGAGGUACAAUCCCUGCAGUGUGUUUGGAAUCUGCUCCUCCAGUUAGUAGUGCUCGAUACAACCCUUGGGUGGCAUCCUAUUUGCCCAAGCAAGCCCAAAUAACUCAAUCUGGAAAAGCAUCACGUUUACUACCAAGGUCCUCCCAGUCCUAUAUCACAGAAUGAACCCAUCAACCCUGCACAAGAAACUAAUCUUGGUCACUUAUACUCAAUCUCAUUCUCUCAGUCACUACCCAAAGCUUGUGAUCACAGGAUGUAUAUUGGCUAAUCUCGCAAUUAAUCUGACAUUAAAUCUGUGUACAGGCUUGUCUUGAGCUCCGAUUUAUAGUAAUGAUGAUAAUAAUAGUUACCUAUAUCAGAGUCUGCAGUCUCCUAGCUGGGAAUAUAUUUUGCAAAGCCCAUUUAUUAUUCCAUACUUGCAUUCUGAAGGCCCAGACCUCUCUCUGAAUCACAGCAGCUAAACUGCUUUACUGCUACCGGCUUUGGC
Erpetoichthys calabaricus (reedfish) is the source of this 4491-nucleotide messenger RNA. RefSeq names its product tripartite motif containing 46a (gene trim46a). The record is from RefSeq and is a predicted model, not a curated record. NCBI's taxonomy places the organism in Eukaryota, Metazoa, Chordata, Cladistia, Polypteriformes, Polypteridae. Bases 246 to 2531 code for a protein of 761 amino acids. The transcript is spliced from 10 exons. Gene Ontology annotation, molecular function: protein binding; zinc ion binding.